This is a messenger RNA of Grus americana (Whooping crane), 993 nucleotides long. It is a transcript of the gene DPY30, whose product is annotated as dpy-30 histone methyltransferase complex regulatory subunit. Lineage: Eukaryota; Metazoa; Chordata; Aves; Gruiformes; Gruidae. Gene Ontology annotation, cellular component: Set1C/COMPASS complex. The record is from RefSeq and is a predicted model, not a curated record. Bases 180 to 479 code for a protein of 99 amino acids. The transcript has 5 exons.
CGCAGGCGUAGUUCGCCGGGGUUCGGCGGCGGCAACGCGACCGUUUCACUUACGUCAAAACAAUUUACGACACCUCCGUUAGCGGCUCUGGUUGCUCUGGAGAGGUUUGUCGGUGUUCUGCCGAGCUCCGGACCCACCGGCGGAUUACUGUACGUCCAGGAAAUUCUGCUUUUCAAAUCAUGGAGGCAGAACAGAUUAUGGAGGGACAGCCACAGGUUCCAGAAAAUCCCCAUUCUGAAUACGGUCUCACUGAAAAUGUAGAGAGGAUAGUAGAAAAUGAGAAAAUAAAUGCAGAGAAAACAUCAAAGCAGAAGGUGGAUCUUCAGUCGUUACCCACGCGUGCCUACUUGGAUCAGACAGUUGUACCUAUCUUGCUACAGGGACUUGCUGUUCUUGCAAAAGAGAGACCGCCAAAUCCCAUUGAAUUUCUAGCAGCAUAUCUUUUAAAAAACAAGUCACAAUUUGAGGACCGUAAUUAACUCCAUAAAAAUGAGGACAAUUUGGCUGCUAGACUGAAACGCUCAUUUGCCGCAAUUUGUUUUCUGCUGUAAAAAUUCUUUGGAACCAUGUUGUUGUCUUUCUUAAUCGCACAAUUUGCUUUACCUUUUGAGUUAUUUAAUAAAGAACACUUUACAUUUGUUCACUUGUUUUAAACUAGCUAUUAAGAGACUUUCAAAAUAAAGUACUGAAACUGCACUACUGAUGAUGAAAGUCUGGAUAAUUCUGUGGGGCUACAUCACCUGAAUGCAUGAAACAAAGGGGAAUAAUUUAUUAUGGGAAUCACAUGAGUGAUAAUGUUGAUUUUUAUAUAGCACCUUUCACAUGUAAGGUACAUGAACAGAAGGCAAAUGAAUUAAGAGCAGUUAGAGUUUAUUUUGAGGAUGGAUUAAGUAGAGAGGGGAGAUCUUGCUUCAGAACACCAGGAAAAGGGUUUAGUUAAAACAGACAAUUAGGUUCAGCAGCUGAAUGGAUCACCUGCAGACAGUGUCCAAA